Molecule: messenger RNA, 537 nt
Organism: Paramecium tetraurelia
Lineage: Eukaryota; Ciliophora; Oligohymenophorea; Peniculida; Parameciidae
Exons: 4
Biological process (GO): centriole replication; mitotic cell cycle
Cellular component (GO): centrosome; centriole
Molecular function (GO): calcium ion binding
Source: RefSeq, a predicted model, not a curated record
AUGAGAGGUAAGCAAUAGGCUCAAGCACCUGUAACUCAAAAGUAAUAACCCUAAAAAUAAGGAAAUGUACGCAAACCACAGGAAAGACCUGGAUUGACUGAUGACGAGAUUGAUGAAAUAAGAGAAGCAUUCAAUUUGUUUGAUACAGAAGGCACAGGAAGAGUGGAUCCAAGAGAAUUGAAAGCAGCUAUGCAAAGUUUGGGAUUUGAUUAAAAAAACCCAACUAUUUUCAAUAUGAUCGCUGAGUUGGAGAAUGAAGGACAUAGAACUGACAUUGAUUUUGACUAAUUUUUGGAUGCCAUCACAUCAAAAUUGGGAAACAGAGAAAAUAGGGAUGGGAUAAAUAAAAUAUUUGAUUUGUUUGAUGAUGAUGGAAGCAAUUCCAUUAAUUUGAAUAACUUGAAGAGAGUUUCUAAAGAAUUGGGUGAGACAAUGACAGCAGAAGAGUUAGCAGAGAUGCUAGAGAGAGCAGCUUCAAAUGGAAGGGAGAUCACUAGAGAAGAUUUCUAUAAUAUCAUGGUUAAAAGAACAUUUUGA